GCCACCCGCAUUGGGAUUCAGGAAUCCAGAAUGGUGGAUCGCUGUGGGCGCAAUCAACCGUCCUUCAGUGCCAAACAUAAUAAACCGUUGCCUCUGGAAAACGACGGAAAUAAAUUGGAAGCUUGAUCUUUAACUCUCGAGAAAUUCCAUAUCAUCUUAUAUAUCUGCAGAAAGAUUGGACUAUGGGAGAUUCAAAGGGAAAUCUAGUUACAAUGGCUAAGAAGGCCGUACUGGUCGGAUGCAACUACCCGGGAACCAAGGCGGAAUUGAAGGGAUGUGUGAACGAUGUGGAGAGAAUGUACCGGUGUCUGACUGAUCGUUUUAAAUUCCAAAAGGACAACAUAACAGUGCUCAUAGAUACGGAUGAGAACUUCAGGAAGCCCACGGGGGCCAACAUCAGGAAAGCCCUGUUGGGCCUGGUGGGAGGUGCAGAGCCCGGAGAUGUGCUGUUUUUCCACUAUAGUGGGCAUGGCGUUCGUCUGCCUGCUGAGACCGGCGACGAAGAUGAUACUGGCUAUGAUGAAUGCAUCGUUCCCACUGACAUGAAUCUUAUCACAGAUGAUGACUUUCGCGAGUUCGUCGACAAGGUCCCAAGUGAUUGUAUCUUUACAAUAGUUGCAGAUUCUUGCCACAGUGGGGGUCUAAUUAAGAAGGAAAAGGAACAAAUUGGAGAUAGUACUAAAAAUAGGAACGAGCAGAAUAGGGAAGCCCAAUUUGAUGGGGAGCAGAAGAGAGAAGGAAGAUUUGGCUUCAGAGACUUAUUAUCUGAAACUGUGCACGAUGCUGUGCAUGAUGCGUUUGAGUCUCGAGGCAUUCAUCUACCUUCCCGACAUGGGCACAAGCACCACAGUGAAUAUAAUAAAGAAGAAACAGUGAAGGUGCUGAGGUAUAGGGAAGGAGAAGCUAGAAACAGGUCUCUUCCUCUGUCUAUAUUGAUUGAAAUUCUGAAAGAGAAAACUGGUCGAGAAGAUAUUGAUAUUGGGAAAAUCCGGGCAACUCUUUUUGACAUUUUCAGAGAGGAUGCAAGCCCCAAAGUGAAGAAGUUUGUGAAAGUUCUUGUGACCAAACUGGAGUCAAAUGAUGAUGGUGGGUUCCUUGGGGCCAUUGGAAAUUUGGCUCAGCAGUUUCUGAAGCAGAAAUUGGAAGACAGUGGCGAUAGUUCUGGGUAUUUAGAGCCGGCAUUGCAGGAAAAUGUUUCCAGCACCCAUGAAGUGUAUGCUGGAUCUACUAAGAAUAGGGUUCAAGAUAUGGGAAUGUUGAUCAGUGGUUGCCAAUCUGAUCAAACUUCUGCUGAUGCAAAUCCUACUGGAAACCCAAAUAAUGCAUAUGGAGCUUUAAGUAAUGCGAUUCAAGCAAUCCUUUCUGAGCAUUAUGUUCCCAUGGCAAACCGUGAGCUAGUGAUGAGAGCUCGGAAGAUGCUCUCAGACCAAGGUUUUACACAGCGCCCAGGUCUCUACUGUAGUGAUUGGCAUGCAGAUGCCCCCUUCAUUUGUUGAUUUAAAAAUCAUGACUCAAUCAUUUGAGCGUAUAAAGUUAUAAACCAUAGCUUCUGCAUAAGUGUGACUUUGCAAUAUGUGUUCUGAUAGUGGUUUCAUUAGUAAAUCGUAUAGGGCCCAUGAGGACAACUUAUAGGCAUUUUUUGAGUUCCUGUGGAUUAAAUGCCUUAGCGGUUCCUGAAAGACAAUAUAAAUAGUUCCAUUUAAACCAUUUUAUUUUUGAUUGCUGACUCACUAUCUGGUCUAGUCUGUAGUCUUUCUAAAAACUUUUGUUAGUGUUAAAAAAAUGAACAUUUCCAAAGGGAUUGCAAUUACUGAACUGCAUUCACGUUUUA
Molecule: messenger RNA, 1831 nt
Organism: Cryptomeria japonica (Japanese cedar)
Lineage: Eukaryota; Viridiplantae; Streptophyta; Pinopsida; Cupressales; Cupressaceae
Product: metacaspase-5
Exons: 2
Coding region: 183-1496 (437 amino acids)
Biological process (GO): proteolysis
Molecular function (GO): cysteine-type endopeptidase activity
Source: RefSeq, a predicted model, not a curated record